UCAUUCCGUUAAAAAUUAUCUACGUGUUACGGUACAACAGAUUAUUCUAAUUAAACACUGUUUAACAGGGGAAUAAGGUCGAGGUAAAUAACUCACUUUUGACAGUAAUGUACAUUUGUUACUAGUAUAUAAAAAAAUCAAAUUCUAUUAAAACGUUUAUUAUUGAGUGAUUAUUUGGCCGUUUUUAUCAAAAUGAACGUCUAUAAAAUGUCUUUACUCUUUUUCUUUGGAUUUAUAGCAUCGGUAAACUGUCUAUCGGACGGACCAAACUCUAUUUAUGAUAUUACAAUAAACGAUAAUAAUCACAAUGCUGUUCCAUUGUCCCAAUAUCGUGGUCGGGCGAUGCUCAUAAUUAACUACGCUCGGCUUUGCGGCUUUAAUAAACUAUACUUGGAUUCCUUAGAGAAGUUGGCCGAUAAUUUUAAGGACUGUAAUUUCAGAGUGUUAAUGAUUCCAAGUAAUAGUUUUCUCCAGAACCCAAAUUGGAAUGAAGAGUACGGAAAGAAUUUGACACAGAAGAAUUUUGAUGUUUUCGAAGAAGUCUCUGUAAUUGGUAGUAAUACCCACCCACUUUAUGUAUAUCUAACAAAUCAAAUAAAAGGCCUUUUAUUUAAGGGUAUCAAAUGGAAUUUUACUAAAUUUCUUGUUGAUCCAAAUGGAAAAGUUAUCGAACGAUAUUCGCCAUUUACUUCAACUGAUGCAAUAGGCAAACGACUAGAAGGCAUCUUAAAGUGUAAUGGCAAUAAACCGUGAUUAAUAUCAAAUGAAUGUUAUCGUCAAAUGUAUUAUGGGAAAAAAAAGAAUAUAAUAACAUGUAAUUCAUUUUUGUAAAAUUAAAAUAAAUAAUUAUUACCGAAGUAAA
Adelges cooleyi (spruce gall adelgid) is the source of this 862-nucleotide messenger RNA. RefSeq lists its product as uncharacterized. Gene Ontology annotation, biological process: response to oxidative stress. The record is from RefSeq and is a predicted model, not a curated record. Gene Ontology annotation, molecular function: glutathione peroxidase activity. The coding region runs from base 193 to 753 and encodes 186 amino acids. The transcript is spliced from 6 exons. NCBI's taxonomy places the organism in Eukaryota, Metazoa, Arthropoda, Insecta, Hemiptera, Adelgidae.